This is a messenger RNA of Panicum virgatum (switchgrass), 2643 nucleotides long. Its product is annotated as probable protein phosphatase 2C 11. Gene Ontology annotation, biological process: protein dephosphorylation. The record is from RefSeq and is a predicted model, not a curated record. NCBI's taxonomy places the organism in Eukaryota, Viridiplantae, Streptophyta, Magnoliopsida, Poales, Poaceae. The coding region runs from base 995 to 2092 and encodes 365 amino acids. The transcript is spliced from 16 exons. Gene Ontology annotation, molecular function: cation binding; protein serine/threonine phosphatase activity.
ACGGGCCUGCGCGGCCCUCGCCGACCACGGCAAGCAGAGCGCCCUGCCAACGCUCCAGAGCUCGCUGCCGGCCAUGCAGUCGUUGGAGGCCAGGUGAUCGGCUCCCCUUUCUUUGCACGCAUUUGGGGUUGGUUCCUGUCGGAUGCAAUCACAACUGCGCAGGGCGACUAUCAUGGGUUGCUUGUGGCCAUGGAUGCCCCGUCCUCCCUCUCCUCCCUUCCCUUCAUCUUCCUCACCAGGCAAGGUAAGAUUCACCUAUGUGUUUUAGCUCCCUUUACCCUUUGGGUGGACAGAAGAUUGACCCAGUAUGCAGUAGUCCGAUUUGGGCGAGGAACAACUCUAUGAGAACACAGGGUAGCAGCCUAGCAAGCCAGUCGGUCAAUGCUUGCAUCCUGCAGUGUAGCCACGGAAGGGGUCCUCACCACUGAACAGCAACAUUCAGCAAAACAAGAUGCCUAGGCGAUAGAUAAAUGAUCCUUGCAGGAAUAUUGGUUCAGAGUCUACACAAAAACAGCAGGCAUGAUACUAAUAGUGUGGACUUUACCAAGUUACAUGUAAGUGACUGUUUAAAAUUCUAAGCUGGCUACCCUUUUACUCUUUUGACAAUUACAUGUCAAAUAGUUUUAAAUCACUGAAACCUUUAAAAUAGAUUUAUCAUAGUUUGAAAUUGAUGUGCAGCACAUGCCUCACCAGGGUUUGCUCUUGGUAGAAGGUUCCAGUUCUGUGUCCCAGUAGGUUUCCUAUCUACUCAUCAAGCAUUUAUUUUUCUUCAGUUAAGUUUUGCGAAAAAAAGCUUCAGGCAAGGCUAUUCAGGAGAGAAGCAGGGUUGAGGAGAUUCGAGUGCUGUUCAAGUUUAGCUGCUACUUGGGCGCUAUAGAAUGUCAAUGGAUUGAACCAAUUCUAAUCGCGAACCCGGAGAAUGGAAGUGCAAAUGCUAGGACUUCGUGAAUACGUCAAGUUCUUGACCGGACCAUAUUAAUUCCUGCUCGUAAGGAUGGGAGUUUACCUCAGUACUCCAAAAACUGAUAAGCUAUCUGAAAACGGAGAAAAUGAUAGACUUAAAUUUGGUCUUUCAUCUAUGCAAGGAUGGCGAGCAAGCAUGGAAGAUGCUCACUCGGCGUUGCUGGAUCUUGAUAGCAAGACAGCAUUCUUUGGUGUUUUUGAUGGUCAUGGAGGAAGAGUGGUUGCCAAAUUCUGUGCGAAAUAUCUUCACAGUCAAGUUCUCAAACAGGGUGAUGCCUAUUCAACUGGUGACCUAGGCAGUGCCGUGCAUAGAGCUUUCUUUAGAAUGGAUGAAAUGAUGCGAGGGCAGAGAGGUUGGCGUGAACUAUCCGCACUUGGAGAUAAGAUAAACAAGUUUAGUGGCAUGAUAGAAGGGUUGAUUUGGUCCCCAAGAGGCAGUGAUUCGAAUAAUCAACAAGAUGAUUGGGCAUCCGAAGAGGGACCUCACUCUGAUUUUACUGGGCCGACAUGUGGGAGUACAGCAUGUGUAGCACUAAUAAGAAAUAACCAACUUAUUGUGGCGAAUGCUGGUGAUUCACGGUGUGUUAUUUCAAGGGCUGGGCAGGCAUACAAUCUUUCACGGGACCACAAACCUGAGCUUGCAGCUGAGAGAGAAAGAAUAAUGAAGGCAGGGGGUUUCAUCCAUAUGGGACGAGUAAAUGGGAGUUUAAACUUGUCAAGAGCAAUUGGUGAUGUGGAGUUUAAACAGAACAAAUUUCUGCCUCCUGAGAAGCAAAUUGUGACAGCAAAUCCUGACAUUAACGUUGUGGAGCUCUGCGAUGAAGACGACUUUGUUGUUGUCGCAUGUGAUGGCAUUUGGGAUUGCAUGUCAAGCCAACAGCUGGUAAAUUUCAUCCACGAGCAUAUAAACAAGGAGAGCAGCCUAUCUGCUGUGUGUGAAAAAGUACUCGACAGAUGCCUGGCUCCAUCAACAAUCACCGGCGAGGGGUGCGAUAACAUGACCAUGAUCCUGGUGCAGUUCAAAAAACCAAUUAAUCAGAACAAAAUGUCCGAUGUGGCUGAGCAAUCUACCAGCAGCGCAGAUGAAACUGAGAUUCAAAUGCUUCGGACCAGUGUUGCAGAGGAGUAAAUUCGAGCUUGACACUCGCAAAGGCGCAACCAUCUGGAUUGAGAAGAGCAGGAAAGGCAAAGAAAUGUGUAGUGUACAUAUCCCAACUAUGUGUUGCACGCGUGCACUUCCUGCCUGAAAGGACCUCAGAUCGUGGUGUUGGUUGCUGCGAUGGUGGAUCUCCAGGGCAUGCAUGUUCGCGAUCCUCCAUUCGUCAUCAAGCAGGUCGCAGCUUUCGGUCAUUGUCCUGGCUCCAAACUGCGGCGAAGUCGGUGUAUUCUGUGGUUUAAGAUUCCAAGUGUGCUGCUGCAAACAAGUUUGGUUCCGUGCCUGCCUCACUAUGCUGCGCUUUCUUUCUGAAUGAUAUGCGUUGAAUCUGAAUCCAGACCCGGAUCCAGGGCUGUGUGUGUUGUUUGUUGUAUUGGCACCUGAUGGUUAGGAUGAACCCUGACCUUAGCGUAUUUCGGGUACAGUCAGUGCCCACUGUGAAGUCAGUGUGCUGAUGUAGUGAAGUGGGUUUUUUGGUUAUGACUUAUGAGGAUUCAAAUUGUUGCCUUAGCCUUUGCCUUCUC